Cuscuta europaea is the source of this 1543-nucleotide messenger RNA. NCBI's taxonomy places the organism in Eukaryota, Viridiplantae, Streptophyta, Magnoliopsida, Solanales, Convolvulaceae. The record is from the annotation of a GenBank genome assembly.
UGGACGGCAUCCUUGCUGGAAGGGAAGAGAGCUUCGCAGUUCGCCCAACGCCAUUCCGCCCAGUACUCAUUUGAAUUGACUGUGCCAGCGUGGCAGCGUCCAGCUGAUAAAACCGGCGUCAUCGACUGGCGGCUCUUCCGCACUGUCCUAAAUACUUUCUAUCAAUGGCUUCUGAACUCGAAGAACUGAUUGGCUUUCUAUCAUCUCCUUCCCCCAUCGUUAAGAAAGCGGCUGUGGAUAUCGUUCGAGAUUAUACAGGGUCUGAAGAUGGGAUUCAAUUCCUCGGAGAGCACUCCAGCAUUCUGCUUCCGUCUUUGUCUCGCCUGCUCGCUGAAAGCAAGGAGGUUUCAGAACCUGCAGCACAAGCUCUUGUGAAUUUGUCUCCAAAUCCGCAGUUAGCGGGUCAGAUGGUUGAUAUGAAUAUAAUAAAAAUGACUAUGGAGAUUUUGUACAAGCAAGACUGUGAAAUUAUGCAUUUGCUGGUUAUGCUCCUUGUCAAUCUCACACAACUAGAUGCUGGUGUUGACUUGCUUAUCAAGGUGAUGGAAAGAUGCAUGGCCUGUAUGUUAUGAAGCUUGUGAGAUCAUUCUGCUCAUCAUCCGAGGAGAAAAAAAGGUGAUCCGUUUAAGCACGUAGCAUCUGUACUGGUGAACAUUUCAAAAAAGGAAGAAGGGAGGAAACUUCUGCUGGACCCAAAGCGGGGACUCCUGAAGCAAAUUAUCAGACAGUUUGAUUCAGGAAGCAUUAUACGAAAGAAAGGGGUAUCGGGAACUAUUCGAAACUGCUGCUUUGAAGCUGAAAAUCAGCUACAAAAUUUGCUUUUAACUUCUGAAUUUUUAUGGCCAGCUCUGCUAUUACCAGUUGCUGGAAAUAAGGUCUAUACUAAGCAAGACACAUCUAAAAUGCCACUUGAGCUAGCAAGUGCACUUUCCAUUGAGCGUGAACCUGAGUCUGAUCCUGAGAUUCGUGUACAAACCUUGGAAGCAAUUUAUUUACUUGUCUUACAGGAGGCUGGUCGAAGUGCAUUUUGGUCAGUGAAUGGUCCCAGGAUAUUACAAGUAGGGUAUCAGGAUGAAGAAGACCCAAAAACAAUGGAAGCGUAUGAACGAGUUGGCUCCUUGCUGAUACAAGAGGGUGGCUGUGGAGAUGCAUCCAUGGAUGCGUAACAGUCAACUAAUGUAAGUCAAGCCUUGGAGUUCGGACAAGUGCACGUGGUUGAAGAUGAUACCAAAACAUGUACGUCUGUAAUCUAUAGGUGUAAUUUUGUAGCCUUUUGGUUUGGUGUAAUACAUGUGUCGCCCCCUCCACCUAAAGAUUAUCAAGAUAUUCUGAUUUACUGGGCAUUUGUUUAUUUCAGACUAUUAGUUUGUUACUUGUGAUUAUGAAGUGUUACUGUAUGGAACUAUGGAUCAAGUGGAAACACAUUUUAUGGAUGACUCACUAUGAACGACCACCUGAUACACACAGAGACUUGUUAUUAGUUGUAUAAGCUCACGGUCACAGAGCUUCUUAAUGAGUGAGACUUGUUAUUUUCAGCUCAAAA